CGCUGACUUUCAUCACUUCUCUGAGAUCAUGAUACCUCUCAAGAUAUCCUUGGUUUGCCUGCUUUGGUUGUAUCGUAUAUCUUCUGAGGAUACUGUUUGGCAGCGUUCAAGGCCAAGCAUCACUCAUCUGCAGGCUCUGAGUGACAGGCAAAGUCUCUUGGUUAGCUGGCAGCUAAACCACAGCAGCUUACUGGGUGAUGUUUAUGAGAUCCAGAUUGGCCGUACUUUAAACCACACCAUUAUUUAUAAUAGAAAUAUUAGUGUACCGUCCAUAGAUUCACAUGAAUACACAUGGACCUCGGAGCUGCCUCUUGAGUGUGUUGAUCAUUCAGUCAGGAUACGAAGUUUCUACAAUAAGUCUGUCCCAAGUCCCUGGAGCAGCUGGAAAACAAAUGAUGGAGCCCAGGCAAUGGAUAAGACCAAGAUUUUUCCCUUCCAGCGGGUGCUGAGAGAGGGCACCAGCGCCAUGUUCUGCUGUGUUCCCCCUCUAGGAGUGAAUAUUACCAGCAUAUCCAUCAAUAACAGCCCACAACCUCUUAUCAGCAUUAGUGAUAGAGUCAAGGCUAUCACUGUAGAAAAACUAAACAUCAUCAAAUCAUUCAUUGACGCUCUGUCGAUCAUAUGCAGCGAUGACGCAGGAAACAACACGCACAUCUUUAACUAUUGAGCUGUAACUCCUCCCCAGAAGCCCGAAAAUCUCAGCUGUGUGACAUCAGACAUGAAAACUGUCACUUGCACCUGGGAUUCAGACAGAAAACAAGAGCUGGACAAUCACAACAAGAAAACACACACACUGCACAUACAGAACUCAGACCAGCCUCCCAUCCUCUGUGAACAGUUGUCUUGUACUUUUCCGGCCAUCCCCCAGCUGGAAGAAUACAACAUCAGUGUGGAGGUAAAGGACCUGCUGGGAAAGGAGACAGAGAGCUACAGCUUCAACAUCUCUGACAGAGUGUUUCCUGUUGUGGAGCGGUGUAGCGUAAGCCCCGGGGUUACAGACACCACUGUGUCCUGGUUCAUGCUGUGGAACUUAACACAAGUGAGCCUCCUGUGUCAGGUCAACACAGUCCCAGGCGUCACAACAGUGAUGACAUGCAACAGUGUGAGGGAGUUCUGCAAAGUCAAACUGGAACAUCUGCAACCCAGCACCCGCUACACCACAAGGGUACGCUGUUCUGCUGAUGGCAGACUCUGGGGAAAAUGGACUCAGCCUGUGACCUUCAAAACCUAUCCCUUGGUGACCUUGGAUGUGUGGAGGAGAAUAACACAGCUGCCAGAUCAAAACAGUCGUCAAGUUACUCUCAUGUGGACUCCACCUGUUACUGGCUCAGCAGCAACAGUAAACAUCAAAGGCUACAAGGUUCAGUGGUCUCAGGGAGGCAGAAACCAGACAGAGCUGAAGAGCAGUGGACAGACUCAGGCAGAGGUGUCCAUAGGUCCAGGACAGUGUGACUUCACUGUCCAGGCUGUGGUCUCCAUUGGCUCCACCGUCCCUGCUCAAAUCACAGUCCCACAGCAGGAUGACCAAGAUAAAAAUGCAUCAGAAAAGUGGUUGAGCAGCAACUCAGCUGCUGGUUUCAAUCUGUCCUGGGCACAGGAUGAAACCGCCACAUGUGGAUACACUGUGGAUUGGUGCAUUCUGGGAAAUGUAGUGCCAUGUACUCUGCGAUGGGUGAAAAUGUCUGAGGGAAACAACACAUUAUUCCUACCUGGGAGACAUUUCAAAGCAGGCUGCAGGUAUACGUUUAGUAUCUUUGGAUGCAAGGAAAAUGGACACCGACUACUAGAGAUGCAGACUGGAUAUUUACAAGAGCUAAAAUCCGUACCAUCUCCGAGUCUGAUCAGACUGGUUCGGAGUACUUCCUCAUCUGUGAUGCUGGAGUGGAGUUAUAGUGAAGAUGACGCAUCUCAUCCAGCGUUCAUCACUGGUUACCUUAUCACAGUGCAGGAACUAGGAUCCGUCACGCUGUCAGGUGAUGUUUCAGAUCUGUUGAACGUGUUGGUGUCAGACCCUCAUAGGAAGUCUGUGACCAUCGAGGGUCUGCAGCAGAAUCAAGAAUACACUUUCUCUGUGAGUGCUCUCACUAAGGAGGGACCUGGACAAGCUGCAAGCAUCACCAUCAGGACCAAAACUAACUACUCUUCUCUUAUGGUUAAGAUUCUGACUCCUUUCUUUUUACUGCUGGGCUGCAUCGUCCUCCUGUGGCCUCAGAGAAAAACGCUGCAGAGAGGGCUGAUGGGGAUCAUCUUUUAUCCUGCUGGCAUGAACAUAAAAACUCCUGAGCUGGACAGAUGCCUGCAGGAGACUGGUGAGUGGCUGCAGUCUCAGAAACCAGAGGAGUGCAGAAGCUGCGAAAUCGAGAUCCUGACAAACAGACCUCUUCUGAAUUACUUAACACUGAGAGAUCCUGAAGCCCUGAACACACCGCCCCCUCCUGGUCCACAAUCCUCUCUUUUAACCCGGCCGCUCUCCUGUGAUCUGCUCCAAGCAGAAUACUGUCCACAACUGUGGGGCAGAGCACCUCUUCAACAGACUACAUACAUCACUAACGAGUCUUAUUUUCCCACCACCGAGUUGGAUCUGUGUCAAACACAACAAGUAACGCUCUCUGAUGUCAAAUGAAGCAUUCAACUUUCUGAGAGUCCAUAGGAAUCAUGCAAUGUUAUGUUUGUACUGUACACAGCCCUGAACUUGUACGUCAUGUUUGUCUACAUUUCAAUAGUGCAAAUAUUAUAAAUGGAUACUUAGUUCUUUAGUCAUACUGACAUUCUUAAGCUUUUCUAUUUAAAUGUGAAAUAUGUGAACUUACUUAUUCAUAGUUGGUAAAUAGUCUGCUUGCGAACUGUAUCUUAACAUGCCUAAAAGUGUCUAAAGGUAUUUAAACUAUUCAGGAUUUUUCCAUUCAGCUUGUGAGGUGCUUAUACAACUGAAAGUGUGAAAGUGUGUAACCUGUGAAGCAACGUACAAGAUUCAUGUCCUGAUUCAGCUUUUCUUCAAGGUAUACGUUCUGUAUUUGUACACAUCUGUAUUUUAUUAUCAGGGUGUAAAAGCUGGUAUUUGUAGUAUAAUUUACAUAAUUAAAAAUGGUUGUGAUAGUUAAAAA
Molecule: messenger RNA, 3104 nt
Organism: Labrus bergylta (ballan wrasse)
Lineage: Eukaryota; Metazoa; Chordata; Actinopteri; Labriformes; Labridae
Source: RefSeq, a predicted model, not a curated record